GCUGGUGAAUGGGACUAGUCUGUGCUCAGGCAGACUGGAGAUGAAGACUAACCCCUCUAACCACUCUAACCAGUGGUGGUCCUCAGUGUGUGAAGAUGACUUUGACCAGCAGGAUGCAGAGGUGGUCUGUAGGCAGCUUGGCUGUGGGGCUCCUUCAGUCCUCCAGGGGGCGCUCUAUGGAGACGUGGAGGCUUCAAUGUGGACCAAAGAGUUCCAGUGUGGAGGAACUGAGUCUGCUCUCCUGGACUGUAGAAGCUCAGGCUCAGAUAGAAACACCUGCUCACCUGGCAAAGCUGUUGGACUCACCUGCUCAGAGCCUGUCAGGUUGGUGGGAGGAGACAGUCGCUGUGCAGGAACACUGGAGCUGAAACAUCAGGGAGACUGGAGACCAGUGAGGGGCCGUUACUCUGGCUGGACCCUGAAGGAAGCAGCUGCUGCCUGCAGAGAGUUGGACUGUGGCUCUGCUGUUUCUGUAGAACAGAGAGAGGAGUCCUCAGAGAGAUCUGUGUGGUGGAUCAGGCCUGACUGUGUUCAUUCUGGAUCUGCUCUGAGGGAGUGUGCAAUAUCACAUUCCUCUAACUACAUCCUGAAUCUCACCUGCUCAGACCUGCUGCUUCAGCCCAACAUCUCUGGGUCCUCCUCCGUGGACCGGGUCUCCGAGGCCCAGCAGCAGCGGUUUCACGUGCUCAGGGGCUCCACCUUCACCAUCAGCUGCUCCGUCCAGCCACAGUACCCAGGAGGCUCCUUCCAGCUCACCUUCACCUCCUCCACCUCAGCACUCAACUACACCCAGCCAGCUGCCAAUCACUCCGCCCACUUCCUGUUUCCUGCUGCAGAGCCCGCCCACCAAGGAAGCUACAGAUGUGUUUAUCACGUCUAUGUUUUUUCUCACGACUUCUUCUCUGAGAGCCGUCUGAUCUCUCUCACCGUCGCAGAUCUAAGGCCUUUCAUCAUCAGAGCCAUCGUCCUGCCGCUGAUUCUGCUGUUGGCGAACAUUGGCCUUUACUUCUACUAUAAGGGCAAGAGGGGGCAGAGGCCGAGCAGACGGGAGAAGGCUGAGCCGGAUUAUUAUAACCUGGGUGUUCCUGCAGCUGAAGAGGAAGGAGCUCAGGGAGCAGAGUAGCACCUCCAAGGAGCUCAUCUCACAUCCAGAUGGAUUUAUAACACACAACCCAGCAGCAGCUCAUUUUAGACGCAUGUUCCCUUUAAACAAGAAGGCUGCUUCUAUUCUAUUACAUCAGGGCUGUGUAUUGGCAAGAAUCAGGCGAUACGAUACGUAUCAUGAUACAGGGGUUACCAUUCAGUAUAUCAACAUAUAUUAAGAUACUGUAAGCAAGGCGAUAGAUUGUAAUU
Messenger RNA from Sebastes umbrosus (honeycomb rockfish), 1353 nucleotides. RefSeq names its product antigen WC1.1-like. The coding region runs from base 41 to 1123 and encodes 360 amino acids. The transcript is spliced from 5 exons. Lineage: Eukaryota; Metazoa; Chordata; Actinopteri; Perciformes; Sebastidae. The record is from RefSeq and is a predicted model, not a curated record. Gene Ontology annotation, cellular component: membrane.